Eufriesea mexicana is the source of this 908-nucleotide messenger RNA. RefSeq names its product ubiquinone biosynthesis protein COQ9, mitochondrial (gene Coq9). NCBI's taxonomy places the organism in Eukaryota, Metazoa, Arthropoda, Insecta, Hymenoptera, Apidae. Gene Ontology annotation, molecular function: lipid binding. The transcript is spliced from 5 exons. The coding region runs from base 10 to 855 and encodes 281 amino acids. Gene Ontology annotation, biological process: ubiquinone biosynthetic process. The record is from RefSeq and is a predicted model, not a curated record. Gene Ontology annotation, cellular component: mitochondrial inner membrane.
ACUAUUGAUAUGGCUAUGUCUAGUACUUUAUUAAUGCGGAAAAGUUUUUUAAUAAACGGUUUUAGAAGUUUAUGGAGUUGUAGGAUAUUACUCACAGAUCGUAUUGAAAAUGAUACACAACAAUCAAAUCAAGAACAUAAUAAAGAAAGCGAGGAAGAAUAUGAGAAGAAUAUCAAAUCAAAAAUUCUUGAUGCAUCUUUAAAGUAUGUUCAUGAUUUGGGAUGGAGCCAGCAAGCCAUCAGUGCUGGUGCUGAGUCUAUUGGAUAUCCUGGGAUAAUUCAUGGAUUGUUCCCCAAUCGAGCAGCAGAUUUGGUUCAUUAUUUCUAUUUAACAUGCAAUAAGGAAUUGAAUAAAAUCCUUAAAGAACAGGCUUUUGCUGUUCAAGAAAGUCCUACUAAAGAGACAAAGACACUAGAGUUACAAAUACGCCAUGCUGUUCAAACAAGGCUUAAAAUGGUCAUUCCCUAUAAAAAAACAUGGCCACAGGCUUUAGCUCUUAUGGCUCUUCCACCUAAUGUACCAAUGUCACUAGCUAAUUUACUUACAUUAGUAGAUGAUAUUUGCUAUUAUGCUGGUGAUAGAUCAGUUGAUAUAAACUGGUAUACUAGAAGAGUAGUAUUAGCAGGUAUUUAUAAAACUACAGAAUUAUACAUGUUGCAAGAUAAUAGUGAGGAUCAUCAAAAAACUUGGGAUUUCUUGCAAAGACGAAUAAAAGAUGCAACACAAAUUCAUACGAUUCUAACAACAACUACUGAUAUGGCUUUACCAGAUCAAGCUUUAAAUCGUGCUACAGAAGCAGCGAGUGCUGUUUUUGUUACGGCACGCAAUAUACUUGGAUUAAAUUGGAAUAGGUAGAAAAUGAAGACUAAGACAGAUUACUUAAUAGCUUAAAAGCAUGAAGCAUUUUA